UGUGAGAGUUGAGUCUUGACGCGAGGAAGUGUUAUUUCCAUUUCGUUCAGCGGUCGGUUCGCGGCUACAGCAUUUCCAAGAGCAAGCGAUACUCCAGGCGCUCUAAUUCCGAUGAAUCGAUGGCGAGGAAAGACGGCCGUGGUGACUGGAGCGGCGUCUGGGAUCGGUUUGGCGAUUACCGAGAGACUAAUCGAGGAGGGAAUGAACGUUGCUGCCUUUGACAUCCAGUACCAACGUCUGAGAGACAGGGAAAUAGAGAUGAGAAGUAGAGGGGAGUCGGAAGGUCGGGGGAAACUUUUCCCGGUCAAGUGCGACUUGACGAACGAGAGGGACAUCCUUGCUGGGUUUGAAUGGGUGGCGGGGAACCUGGGAGGAGUCGACGUCGUCGUCAACAACGCCGGGAUCACCCACUACUCGAAAGUGAUCGAAAGCGACACCGACGUAUUCAGGCGGAUGCUGGACGUGAACGUCUUGGCAGUCGCCAUUUGCACGAGAGAAUCUGUGUCGUCGAUGCGCGCCAGGAACGUCGAAGGCCACGUCUUCAACAUCAACAGCAUUCUGGGCCACGAAAUUCCCGAAGGCGUUCUUCACCGGGGCUGGAACUUGUAUCCCAGCUGCAAGCACGCCACGGUAGCGAUGUCCAGCAUUGUGCGCCGGGAGCUGAUCGACGUCAAGGCCAAAGUCAGGAUGACCAGCGUUAGUCCGGGGCUUGUCAAGACGGAGAUAACGUCCGGCACUCCGGAACUGAGCAACUUGUUCGAAAGAAUUCCGACUCUCGAGCCAGCUGACGUGGCUGACGCGGUUGCCUACGCUUUGGGCACUCGGCCGGAAGUCCAGAGAAUCUUCUUCUUCCACUUCAUUAGAUUUCGGAGAAACAAGAGAGGGGCAGAUGCGAUAUUGAUUUCAAAUUCCACUUUUUUUUUUUUAUUCGCAUUAUAUCGUGGAAAGAGAAAAAAAAAAUUGAGAACAGAAAAGAAUAGGAGAAAAGAAGUCGUCUAUCGGAUUCUGGCUUCGAUAUUUUCGGAAGAACUUUUCCACGGUUCUGUAUAGUUGGAUCUCAUUGCAUCGGUGUUAAGGCGGGCAAAGAAAGAACGUGCUGUAUGUGGAGGUGUAUGGAAGAGGAUAAAAAGUGGUAAAAAUGGAGGGAGAGGAAAAAGGAAGAAGCAAAAAAUAAAUAAAGGACGUAUACCUUUAAGCGGGUAACCAGAACAACGGGCUAUAUCGGUGAAACGCGGUGGAAUAACACCCUAAUUUAUGGUCGUCACACAAUAACCAUCAUAAAUUGCAUCUGAGCCCACCAACCAACGAAACGAGCGACCGAACGAACGAACGAACGAACGAAUGAACGAGCGAAGGGCGAGGAACAGCUCGCGAUAGUCGCGAUCGCCUAUAUUUUACAUCACGAGCGAGGAGCCCGAUGUACAAAACCGGGGCAUAAUUUAUCUGUUUUCAAAUAUACGCUACGAUAAAUUUGCAUAUUUUAAUAUAAAUUCCC
Messenger RNA from Neodiprion virginianus, 1495 nucleotides. RefSeq names its product farnesol dehydrogenase-like. Bases 112 to 1050 code for a protein of 312 amino acids. The record is from RefSeq and is a predicted model, not a curated record. The transcript is spliced from 6 exons. Lineage: Eukaryota; Metazoa; Arthropoda; Insecta; Hymenoptera; Diprionidae.